This is a messenger RNA of Laetiporus sulphureus 93-53, 924 nucleotides long. RefSeq lists its product as uncharacterized. NCBI's taxonomy places the organism in Eukaryota, Fungi, Basidiomycota, Agaricomycetes, Polyporales, Laetiporaceae. Gene Ontology annotation, molecular function: RNA polymerase II cis-regulatory region sequence-specific DNA binding; DNA-binding transcription factor activity, RNA polymerase II-specific. The transcript has 5 exons. Bases 1 to 924 code for a protein of 307 amino acids. Gene Ontology annotation, biological process: regulation of transcription by RNA polymerase II. The record is from RefSeq and is a predicted model, not a curated record. Gene Ontology annotation, cellular component: nucleus.
AUGGCGCAACAGCCUCCUCAGACGGUCAUACCGCCUGACAUGAUGCAGCCGCCCCCGCCGUCAAUGCAUGCGGUCAACUCGUACUAUCCCGAUAGCUCGACGGACAUCACGGGUGGUCUGCCUAUGAACUUGGACUCGCUUCGGGAUGGUCCACCGGGCACAAAGCCCUUCUAUCCAUACUCCACGCUCAUACGAUACGCGAUCAAGGGUGCGCCGAAUCAGAAGCUGCUGCUGGAGGACAUUUACUACGCUAUCGAAUCGAGAUUCCCUUAUUUCAGGACAGCUCCACCAGGAUGGAAGAAUUCUGUCCGACACAAUUUAUCGUUGAACCCAUGCUUCGAGAAAGUACCGCGCCCUCUGACGGACCGUGGGAAGGGCUCAUACUGGACAGUCAACGACAACGUCGAUCCUCGAACGGGGGUGCAUCGUGUGCGAAAGAAGAAGAACAAGGGCGGGAGUGGCAAGGGGCGGGCGAGUAGGCUCGAAGAGGAUAUUGACUACCAUCCUCCGACCGAAGAGCAACCUUUCGAUCCGAACUUUGUGCCACCGUCUAUACGGCCAGUGGAGGAAGGCCCCAGCGCGCAGCCUCCUGUAUACCCUCCCCCUCACUAUCCGUACGUCCUCUCUGCUAUACGUUUCCCGCCGCCACCCCUUUUCCCUCCCGACGAGCAGUUCGAGUUGGACGAGCGUGGCAACGUCAAUUGGCACGCUGCCUGGCUCAAGGAGCUCGCGCAGCUGCAGCAUAUGACGGAGGAGCAGCAGAAGGCGGGUGCGGAUCAGGAAUGGUACAGGAUGAUGCUCUUUCGCGUGCGCAGUGCCAUGAUGGCACCGCCGAUGAACCCUGGGGAGCCCGUCCCUGGUGCGCCGCCGCAUCCGAUGCAGGGCCAGCCGCCAAACCCUGUAGAUGUCCCGAGGGAGCCGUGA